AUGUCAAUGAUCACAUAUCCUUGCUAUUUUCUUCUUUCACUUUUAUGCCUUUCUUUGCAUGCAUGUAACGCCAGACCAGUACUUGCUGACAUUAACAAUAACCCUGAGAAGAAAUUUCACAUAAUUCCCUAUCAGAAUGAUCAGAAGGAGAUUUCGGUUACUACAGUACCCACAGUGGAGUCCUCUUCGUCAAAUGAAUUUGGAGCAGCAAAAAAAGAUAGCAUUGCAAAGACUCAAUUGGGUGAUAAUGCUCAAAAGCUGAAGGACUCGAAAGCCAAACAGAAGUUGGACCCGGUCGAUGAGAUAGAGAAAAGUCCAGGUGCUGUUAAAAAAGAGUCUCUUGUUUCAGUUUCUUGGCGUGUGCCUCAAAAGAAACGUGGUGAAAGACAUCCUGGUUUCAACUUGGAUUAUUCUCCACCAAAGACUCACCCUCCUUCCCAUAACUGA
Messenger RNA from Populus nigra (black poplar), 447 nucleotides. Its product is annotated as root meristem growth factor 10. The record is from RefSeq and is a predicted model, not a curated record. The coding region runs from base 1 to 447 and encodes 148 amino acids. Lineage: Eukaryota; Viridiplantae; Streptophyta; Magnoliopsida; Malpighiales; Salicaceae. The transcript is spliced from 2 exons.